AUGGCAUCAGAACAGCUGUUACUGUAUGUAGAUGGUGGCGGUUACACCCUAGAAAUGCACGGGCCUGUGUUCUGUCACAGGAGUACACCAGCCUUGGAUCGAGGCCCCUGUCAAAGAUUCUAUGCAUUCUUAGCAUUGCUACACGGAAGAAGCCCAUUCAGACUUCCAGCAGUUUUGUACGAAUGGCUAGAAGCAGAUCGUCAUGGCAAGAGCCAAGAUACUGCAGAUACAACUUCAGGUGAAAAUUUUGACCAGAGUCCUUUGAGAAGAACAUUCAAGUCCAAAGUUCUGGCCCACUACCCUCAGAACAUAGAAUGGAACCCUUUUGAUCAGGAUGCAGUGAACAUGCUGUGCAUGCCGAAAGGGCUGUCUUUCAGGACACAGGCUGACAGUAAAGAACCUCAGUUCCACUCCUUUAUAAUCACCCGGGAGGACGGUUCUCGAACCUACGGCUUUGUCCUCACUUUUUAUGAGGAAGUUACAAGUAAGCAGAUCUGCACCGCCAUGCAGACGCUGUACCAGAUGCACAAUGCUGAGCAGUGCAGCAGCGUCUGCGCCUCGUCCUCCUGCAGUAUGGACUCGCUGGCCAGCAGCAUCGACGAGGGUGAUGCCACCUCCCUUCUGAAACUCCAGCGAUACAACUCGUACGACAUCAACAGAGACACCUUGUAUGUUUCAAAAAGUAUAUGCUUGAUCACACCUCUGCCCUUCAUGCAAGCCUGCAAGAAGUUCCUCCUUCAGCUUUACAAGGCCGUGAGCUCACAGCAGCCGCCGCCCUUGCCCCUGGAGAGCUACAUCCACAAUAUUCUCUACGAGGUGCCCCUCCCACCUCCUGGGAGGUCACUGAAAUUUUACGGGGUUUAUGAGCCUGUCAUCUGCCAGAGGCCUGGGCCCAAUGAACUCCCUCUUUCUGACUACCCUCUGCGAGAGGCCUUUGAGCUCCUGGGGCUGGAGAACCUGGUGCAAGUGUUCACCUGUGUUCUUCUAGAGAUGCAAAUCCUUCUCUACUCACAAGAUUACCAGCGCCUGAUGACAGUGGCAGAGGGCAUCACCACGCUCUUGUUCCCAUUUCAGUGGCAGCAUGUUUAUGUACCCAUCCUCCCUGCCUCUCUGCUACAUUUUCUUGAUGCCCCUGUCCCUUACCUGAUGGGUCUUCAGUCAAAAGAAGGAACUGACCGGUCUAAGUUAGAACUUCCUCAAGAGGCUAAUUUGUGCUUCGUGGAUAUUGACAGCCAUUUUAUUGAACUGCCUGAAGAAUUCCCACAGUUCCCCAAUAAAGUGGAUUUUAUCCAAGAGCUAUCUGAAGUUCUUCUCCAAUUUGGGAUUCCUCCUGAGGGCAGCCUCCAGUGUAGUGAGAGUGCCACCAAACUGAAGAAUAUGGUUUUGAAAGAUUUGGUUAAUGACAAAAAGAACGGCAAUGUCCCCACCAAUAACAUCAGCGUGUAUGAGAUACUGAAGGGCAAUGAGACAAUAGCCCGCCUCCAGGCUCUUGCCAAGAGGACCGGUGUGACUGUAGAAAAAAUGGACCUCUCAGCUUCUCUGAGUGAGAAAGGAAAGGAUUUAAAACUGCAGUGUGAAGAGGCGGAAUUGAGGGACUACCAGCUCAACGUGCAGCUUCGAGAGGUCUUUGCCAACCGCUUUACACAGAUGUUUGCCGAUUAUGAAGCGUUUGUCAUUCAGACUGCACAGGACAUGGAGUCCUGGCUGACCAACCGAGAACAGAUGCAGAACUUUGACAAAGCUUCUUUCCUCUCUGACCAGCCGGAGCCGUGCCUACCGUUUCUUUCACGCUUCAUUGAGACACAGAUGUUUGCCACCUUUAUUGAUAAUAAGAUCAUGUCUCAGUGGGAAGAGAAGGACCCUCUGCUUCGGGUCUUUGACUCUCGGAUUGAGAAGAUGAGGUUGUACAGUGUGAGGGCCCCUACCCUGCGGACGUCGAUAUACCAGAAAUGCAGCAGUUUAAAAGAAGCAGCCCAGUCAAUUGAGCAAAGACUGAUGAAAAUGGAUCAUACUGCAAUCCACCCACAUCUGCUUGAUAUGAAAAUUGGUCAAGGCAAAUACGAGCAAGGGUUCUUUCCAAAGUUACAGUCCGGUGUCUUGGCAACAGGACCAGCCAGUAACAAUCGCUGGGUGAGCAGGAGCGCCACAGCACAGCGCAGGAAGGACCGCCUUCGCCAGCACUCUGAGCACAUCGGGCUGGACAGUGACCUACGGGAGAAAUAUAUGCAAGAAGCACGAACCAUAGGAAAAAACCUGAGGCAACCAAAACUGUCAGAUCUCUCUCCUGCUGUGAUUGCACAAACCAACUGGAAGUUUGUAGAAGGCUUACUAAAAGAAUGCAGAAUGAAGACCAAACGCAUGUUGGUAGAGAAGAUGGGACAUGAAGCAGUGGAACUGGGCCAUGGCGAAGCAAACAUCACUGGCUUGGAAGAAAACACCUUGAUCGCUAGCCUCUGUGACCUCCUGGAGAGGAUAUGGAGCCAUGGCCUACAGGUCAAGCAGGGGAAGUCUGCCUUGUGGUCACAUUUAAUUCAAUUUCAGGAUAGAGAAGAGAAACAAGAACACCUCACAGAUUCACCAGUUGCCCUUGGACCAGAAAGAAGAAAGUCUGACUCAGGAGUUGCGUUACCCACCCUCAGGGUCUCCCUUAUUCAAGACAUGAGGCAUGUUCAGAACAUGAGUGAGAUCAAGACUGAUGUUGGGCGAGCUCGGGCUUGGAUCAGGCUGUCUUUAGAAAAGAAGCUUUUGUCCCAGCAUCUCAAGCAGCUGCUCUCCAACCAACUACUGACCAAGAAACUUUAUAAGCGCUAUGCUUUCCUGCGCUGUGAAGAAGAACGAGAGCAGUUUCUUUACCAUCUGCUUUCCCUCAAUGCUGUGGACUAUUUCUGCUUUACCAGUGUGUUUACCACGAUCAUGAUUCCUUAUAGAUCAGUGAUCAUUCCAAUAAAAAAGCUGAGCAAUGCAAUGAUUACAUCAAACCCGUGGAUCUGUGUUUCAGGAGAGCUGGGUGACACCGGGGUAAUGCAGAUUCCAAAAAACCUGCUUGAGAUGACUUUCGAGUGCCCGAACCUGGGAAAGCUCACUACAGUUCAGAUUGGCCAUGAUAACUCUGGACUGUUAGCUAAAUGGCUAGUGGAUUGUGUCAUGGUCAGAAAUGAAAUCACAGGACACACAUAUAGGUUCCCUUGUGGGCGGUGGCUUGGGAAAGGCAUUGAUGAUGGCAGCUUGGAGAGAAUUCUUAUUGGAGAAUUGAUGACACCAGCUUCAGAUGAAGACCUGGGAAAGCAGUGUCGGACUCCACCACAGCAGAAAUCUCCCACGACAACCAGGAGACUGAGUAUUACCUCACUAACAGGAAAGAGCACCAAACCCAAUGCUGGACAGAUCCAGGAAGGGAUUGGAGAAGCUGUGAACAACAUUGUGAAGCAUUUUCACAAACCUGAAAAAGAGAGAGGAAGCCUCACAGUGCUGCUGUGUGGAGAAAAUGGCCUGGUUGCUGCACUUGAACAAGUUUUUCAUCAUGGGUUCAAGUCUGCCCGCAUCUUUCACAAGAAUGUCUUCAUCUGGGACUUCGUAGAGAAAGCAGUGGCUUAUUUUGAAACCACUGACCAGAUUUUAGACAACGAAGCUGAUGUGCUCGUUCAGAAAUCAUCCUGCAAAACCUUCUGCCACUAUGUGAAUGCUAUUAAUACUGCACCCAGGAACAUUGGGAAGGACGGCAAAUUCCAGAUUCUAGUUUGCCUUGGAACAAGGGAUCACCUGCUCCCACAGUGGAUUCCAUUGCUAGCAGAAUGUCCUGCUAUCGUUCGAAUGUAUGAAGAGAGUGCACUCCUUCGAGACCACAUGACUGUCAACUCCCUUAUCCGAGUUCUGCAGACCAUAAAGGAUUUCACCAUAGUCUUAGAAGGAUCACUAAUCAAAGGAGUAGAUGUGUAAACCAGGCGACAGAAGCUCUUCAUCCUCCCCUGACUUCCAAGCCCUCCUCAGCUUUGGGGACCUGUUUGGACUGCACUGAUCAUAGUGGGCCCUGCUGGGGCAAUGCACUGGAAGCCCCAGUUUGAACAAUCUCCACUCUGCAGACAAGGCAAAGUGCUGUAUUGUAGUUCAUUUGAACCCAAAAUUUAGUAUAAAAUAGAGUAUUUUCAUGUGUUAGAAGUGUGUAAAUAUGCUAUCUUUAAGAAAUUAUAUUACUGUAAUAAGAUACUUUUCUUAGAUUGAAUAUUCCCGUGACUUAAAAUAAGUAGCUUAACAAUGUUGGGGGUGGGAGAACGGUGCUAGUCAGGAAGAAGCCAGUUAUUGUGUAAAUAGUGCAACCCAGGCACUUCUCUUCCCUCCAGUAGAAUGCUUUGUUUGGAAGCAGCCAUUCCUCCUGGAGUUCUCAUCCUGUGUGUCAUGAAUGUGCAUAGCUCUUCAUAAUGUACAAAGUCCUCGUUGUAUCUUUAAGUUAUAAAUCACUUAAUGAGUCAUUUUUCCAGUUUUGAGAAAAAUUUUCAGAUGGCAUAAAGAAAAAAAAAAUUAAAGUAUUUUAAAUACCAAAUCACAGGGAGGCUUGGUGGCUCACACCUUAAAUCCUAGCACUGGGAGGCAGAGGCAGGUGGAUCUUUCAGAAUUGCAGGCCAGACAGCUACAUAGAAGAUGCUGUGUGUUCGAGCACACAGGCACACACACAUACCCAGAGAGUGCGCAAGCGAGCGUGCACACGUGUGCAAAUACCAGAUCCCAAGAGCUUGUCUAAUUGGAAAGAACACAAGAAGCCCUGAGAAGCAUGGAAUUAUAACAUCUUUACUUUGGAAAGAUUAACCUGGUUUAUUACUGUUAUUUGACAGUGCUUUGGAGAUAAUGAAUUUUCUCGUAUCAGCCAUACACUCAGAAUAAGUGCAAGAAGCAGUGUGACUUGGGACUUUAACUGAGCCAUCCAAACCCUGUAACAGAGAUAAACUGCCAGCUCUGUCUUUGUUAGAUUCCAACCAACCGCUCUGCUGCCCAUCCCCCCUCAGGAAACGGAAGGAAUGUGGGAGGAGGAGGGGGUCUCUGUGUGAUUUGGAAUGCUUUUGUGAAAGUAUUUGUUGACCAUGAUAAUGCAAAUAACAGAAGCAGAGAGAAAGAAUGAAGGCUUUCUGGGUGUUUCAGGGAAAUGUAAAGCUUUGGCCCAGAAACGUUAAAAGCUACUGCAGCAGGCUGAGGAGGCAAGUUGUUGAGACAAUUUGGGAAGCCCUGAAGUUAUAACUUUCUAGUUUGGUAGCUUGCUUAAGUUAAAUAAGUAUGUUAACAAUUACAGAAGUCUUCAUCUUCUGGUAAAUAAGUGGCAGAUCUAUAAUUAGGCACUGGCACCUUGUUAGUAGCAAGAUCGCCCCAGAAGAGCUCCAGGUUUUAUUCCCUGUUGUAGCUGAAAACCAGAGCCACAGGCUCUCAGGGUCCUGGCUCUUGCCAGCAGUGCUGUCUUCCUUAUUUACUGGAGGAGGAAAUUAAGAGAUAGGUGCCUCAAGUGUCCUUGUCAGGAACUGUAUAAAGCCAGGGAAUAGCUCCUGGUAGUGUGAGGAAAAGGGUUCCUGAAGGUGCACUUAGGAAGGCUUAGAGCAUGUUUCUAGAUGACCUGGCUAAGCCAGAGAUUUGUUUACGUAAAAUACAAGUGUUUAUAGAAGUCCGAGACUAUCCAAGGGACAGCUCUCCUAUGGGAAACAUCCAGAAGCUGUAUGUGCAUGCUCCAUACCAGGCUUUGUUGUCACUUUUCCCAUAGGGCUGACCGCCGGACAGAUCCACGCUGAAUCUGCUGCAGCCUCUUCAUGCUGUACAUGGAAGUAGAACACUUAAGAAUCAGAGACUCACUCUUGCUUCUCCCCCUGACAGCACAGGGUUUAGGCUUUAUGCUUUUCACCACACUAGACUGCAUAAAACCAACCUUCAAGACUUAUUAGUAUUUUCCUGUUGAAUUUUUAUUUGCCCGUGCGGAUAAGAAGCAAUAUUCCUGCGAUACUUAGUAAGGAUUGGUAUUUAAGUUAAAUUGUCUUUUUUUGUUUUUGUUUGUGAAACAGGAUCUCACUAUAGCCUUGGCUGGCCUUGGAACUCAUUUGUAGACCAGGCUGACCCGGAACUCACAGAUCUACCUCCUUCUACCUCCUAAGUGAGGGGAUUCAAGUGAGUGCUCUGCCCAGCACACUGUUCUUAACCUCUUAGACAUUAGUUUGUUGUAAAAGUGGGAGCAGAGUUACAUUCCAGCUUGGGUUUAAAACUUACUUAAAAAGUAAUACCAAAAGCAAAAAAGUUACCUAUAAGGUUUGUUCCACAUGAUAGCAUUUGGAUAGACUAGUGAAAUAACUCAUUAAAAAUACCAAGCACUGUCUCAGAGGCUGCCCUUCUCCUUGGUACAGCAUCUGCUCACACGGCGGGGCCUUGGUGGAGCUGCUUGACUGCCCCAGAAGCCCAUUCUUGUGAAUUUCCCAUUGCUGAUAAAGUUUAGCCUUACAGAAUAAGUCUAAUACGUAGAAACACCAUAAAGACCUUAGGGUAUGAUAAAUAAGGAAAACACUUCCACUGAGUUUGGGCUUACCUAUUGCAAAUGAUCGAGAAGUCAGACUUCUUGUGUGCUCAUAACAAACCGAACCCAUACGAGAAAUGCUCAUCUCACAACGCUAGCGGACUCUUCCCAAGCUGGCUUUGUAGGGGCCUACAGCAGGCAUCCUUCUUGCUGUGCUUCCCUAUUCUUUUUCUUUUUAACUAGUCCAGUGCUUUAGAAUCACCUCAGAGUAAAUGAUAGUCAAAACCACUUCUUUUUAUGUGUUUGUCCAAAUAAAUUUAAAGCAAAAUACCUGGGACCAAAAUUAAUAUUCCCAUAGUAAGGUUAAAACACCUUGUUUAAAAGUUAAAUGUGCAAGGAGAGAUGGCUGUGCAGUUAAGAGCACUGGCUGCUCUGGUGGAGGACGGAGGUUCAGCUGCCAGCACCCACACAGUAACAAAGCCCCCGGUUACCGCAGUUCCCGGGGAUCUAAUGCCCUCUUCUGACCUUCGUGGGCACCCAGCCUGGUGAACAUAUAUACAUGUAGGCAAAACACUCAUAAAAGAAAUAUUUAAUAAUAUUAAAUAUGCAGUGUCUGGUAGAGUGCUUAUGUAGCAUGUACAAAACCAAUUUUGCUUGUCUAUAGCAAGCAAAAAUAAAAUUGCCAAAAUCUUAACCUCUUCAAAAGCUUAUUCUUCAAGUAUUUUUCUUAAGUACUAGACCUCUGAUCGCAACCUUCAUGUCACCGUCCUGGUGGCCUUACAGCAGUUUGCAUAUCAGGUGUGAAGACCUCCCCAUGAUUUAUGAGGGUGCCUGGCACCGUACAGUGACUGGGCUUCUCCAUGUGAAGUAUGUGGAGUGAGAAAGUGGACUACCAGGAGCAAGGAAAGCCCCCUCCCCGACCCUAUUUCACACUGGGAGUGAAAGUCUGACAGAGGAAACCUAAAAUUGCAAUGGUUGAAAUUCAUCUAAAAUUCACUUUAAAUGUUUUCUAGCUCUGUGGGAUUUAUUUAACAUGACUUUAAGGAAAAAAAUUUUUUGUGUGUGUUUUGGGUUUUUUUUUGUGUGUGUGUGUGUAUUUUUUGGGGGUUGUUUUGUUUUGUUGAGACAGGGUUUCUCCGUGUAGCCUUGGCUGUCCUGGAACUCUGUAGACCAGGCUGGCCUCAAACUCAGAGAGUCCAUCUGCUGCUGCCUCCUGAGUGCUGGCACUAAAGUUGUGUACCACCAUGGCCCGGCUGAAGAAAAUAUUUUAAUGAACUUCUAGAACACUGUAUGAAUAAUACUCAGUUGCUUCUAUUUCCUUUUCUGACAGUAAGCACAUGUAUAAAUGUUAUGAAAAAUAUCUAGCAUGUGUCAGUAUCUAAAAUAUGAGGCAGUACACAAAGACAUCAAAUCCCCAGGGAAAUGUUAUAACGGCAUUGGGAAUAGAGCUCUUUAUAAUGUGAAAUAUCUUCUAAGAACAAUGGAUUCUCGGUAGAUUCUUCAUUUAGGGAAUUGUGAGUAUUUUCUGAAGCUUGUCUACCUUUUUCAUGGCGUUGAAAGGACAUUCUGAACUUAUAUAUUUCAGUAUUAACACACCUUUAUUGAUUGACAGCAGUGCUCUCUUCUGCUUUGAUAAAUACUAGCUCCAAGCCUCUGUCUUUUUUUGUUUGGUUGGUUGGUUGGCUUCGUUUUAGUUUUGAUUUCUUAAAGAAGAGUUUUUACAUAGGCCUGGCUGUUGUGGAUCCAACUCUGUGGACCAGGCUGGCCUUGAAUUCAUAGACGUCCACCUGCCCCUGCCUCCCCAGUCCUAGAAUCAAAGGCGUGCACCACACCCGGCAAGCAUCUGCACCUUUAGAAAAGCUUAUGUCUCUACUUAGUAUUAAAAAACAUAUCCAAAUCUGCUGAAUCUUAAACUGAAUUUUAAACUUUUUAAAGAGGUGUGCUUUUGUAGUGUGAUGGGAGGGAUCUAAGAAGGGCUGGAGUGGAGCUCGGUGGUAUAUAUGCUUCUCAUAGACACAGGGUCCUGGGUCCAGCACCCCAGAAAAAGAGAGACAGGAAAUCCAAGUAUGAUUGUACCUUCCCAAAUCUGAUUUCUCAAGGAUAAGAUAGAAUCUGAGUUCAGGAGGACACACUGAGGUAUUUGUGUUCAUAUCAGACUGAAAAAAAAAGUUCCAAAUAAACUUCCCUCCUCUUUAAAAGUAUUCUAGCAUAUCCUCAGCUAAUUAGGAAGAAGCCAUCCUUGGCCCAGGGCCUUCUGGGUUGGAUCCAACAUAUAUUUUAAACAAAUCUUGAUAUGGAUAGUAAGGAGUUUCUGUUGUCAGUCAAAUGAAGGUGUUAAAAAAAAUUAUUAAGCUACACAUGAGCCACAUACAAAGAUAUCCUAUGUUUGUUUUUGUUUUUAAUUACUAUUUCUGCAUUUAAAUUACACUGUUUUUCUUUGUAUUAUUAACAAUGUAUGUCAGAACUGGAACUUUCUCCCCCUCCGCAUCUGAACAUAAUAUAAAAUCUGAAGAGUAUUGUGAUAUUAAGCACUUUAACAUAUCAAACAAGCUGACAUGACAUGAAUUUUUCAGGUUUUGGAGUACAUUUAAAUAUGACUUUUCAUGCUUUGUUCUUUACAAAUAAAACUGUGGGGUUGAUACUUUG
Molecule: messenger RNA, 9121 nt
Organism: Psammomys obesus (fat sand rat)
Lineage: Eukaryota; Metazoa; Chordata; Mammalia; Rodentia; Muridae
Gene: Dennd5b
Product: DENN domain containing 5B
Exons: 23
Coding region: 1-3936 (1311 amino acids)
Molecular function (GO): guanyl-nucleotide exchange factor activity; small GTPase binding
Source: RefSeq, a predicted model, not a curated record